Molecule: messenger RNA, 1900 nt
Organism: Caretta caretta (loggerhead turtle)
Lineage: Eukaryota; Metazoa; Chordata; Testudines; Cheloniidae
Biological process (GO): regulation of DNA-templated transcription
Molecular function (GO): sequence-specific DNA binding; DNA-binding transcription factor activity
Source: RefSeq, a predicted model, not a curated record
AUGGCUACAAACACUUCAGAAAAAGAAGACAAAUUUAAUGUUAUGUUUGAUAUGGCAGUAGCAUUAAUAUCCACUGACAAAAAAACCUUCAGUCCUGAAAAAUCAGAUAAAAAGCUUUCAUCCGUUUCUUUAAUGCUGGACCAGAACAUACCAGGAGAUUUACCUAUAAAGGACAUUUUGGAAGAACAUGCUUAUGAAGUGCAAGAAGAUGCCAGCUUCUCCAAAAAACUGCAUUGCUAUACCUGUAACCAACGUAAGGUUGAAACAGGCGAGAUAAAUGUACUUCUUUCUCUCUCCUUUCCCAAAAAACUGUGGAAGAUAGUAGAAAGUGAUGAGUUCACGUCUAUUAGUUGGAAUGAUCAUGGAGAUUGUGUCAUUAUAGAUGAAAUCUGCUUUCAGAGAGAAAUCUUAGACCGAAGAGGCAUCUUAAGGAUUUUUGAUACUGAUAGCAUAAAAAGCUUCAUUCGACAACUCAACCUCUACGGAUUCAGUAAAAUACGUAAAAAUAUCACUUUGCCUCACUUUCAAGCAGAGAAAAACAGAACCAGAGCAAGAAUACUGCUGUAUCACAAUCCAUAUUUUAGAAGAGGGUGCCCCUUUCUCAUUCAGAGAAUGAAGAGAAGAGUUGGCAUCAAAAGUAAUGAACAGCCAAAUCCCAUCAGUCCUAACUUGAAGAGAAGAAAGCCAACCGCGCCAAAGAAAUAUAUUUCCUUUCAAGAUUCAAUUCAGCCAAAUGAUUUGCAAAUACUUUGUCUAAAAGAAACAAUGCAUAACAAUCUACAAAAGAAUUCAAUAAAUGCAGGGAAUGGCAAAAUGAACCAUUCCUACCCAGUCUCUACACCAUGGCCUUUGGAAACUGAAACUGAACACACUAUUCAAAAUGGUAUUUAUAACCAGCAAAGAAAUCCAUGUAUGGAUACUAAUGCCACCAGCUCAAUUUGUCCAUAUUUUCCUCUGACUUCAGAGACAGGGCUUGAACCCUCAGUGGGACUCCAUCGUUUACCUUCAACUUACCAGGACUUUGUGUUCAUGAAUGCUCAGUUUACUACUUUAAUGUCCUUUUGGAACCCCUGGUUUUCAAUAUUGAUGGCAGCAACUUUGACAGAAACUCUCAACCAACAAUUUACUUCUCCAGCUCAGCCAUGUUCUUUAUGCAACUGCUAUGAUAACACUGAGCCUUCUGCCAGCUGUGAUUCUGCAAACUCAAAUUCUGCAGAACUCUUGUGACUGACAAAUUACAGUUUAUAAUGGCUGAAGCAGAUCAUGUCUUUUUAAAAUAAUAUACAAUUAAACUGGUUAAAAAGUCUAAGUAAUGGGAGUAUUUAUUUCUUCUCUACACUUACGUUUCCCAGGUAGUCAGCAUAAACAAGGCUGAGCUAGAGAUUCUUAAAAAUGCAUGCUUCCACCCACCAGAUGUAAAACAAGUCAAGCAGUAGUAUGCUAACAGAUCUUUUAGACAUAGGGAUCAUAUACCCCAAUCCUGGCACUCAGAACUUCACAGGACUGGGUCCCGUCUGUAGAAAUCCAUUUCUUUGGCAUGAUUCCCAGUGAAGGUUUAAGGGGAAAAGAUCUAAUUAUCUAUAAACUUCUUGUAUUUGCACUAGUACUUUUCAACUAUUAUUUAAAAAAAACUAUAUAGAACCUCAAAAAGUAAGUUUCCAUUUUGUAGCCACAACAUUAACGCCCUGAAGUAUUACAUUCAGUUCACUUCAGUGCCAGAAAAGAUACUGACAAAUUGGCGAGAGUUCAGAGAACUAUAAUAAUUAUAGGGAUUGGCUUAUCAAGAACAAUUAUAAAAGGCCUGUAUAAAAAAAAAAAGCCCAGGAAAAAAAAAACAAAGCGGAGGAGGAAAGCAUAUUUGAAGUGUGUAAGCACCUCAGAUGGAGAAUUAUUUAGGGAA